Messenger RNA from Phytophthora infestans T30-4, 1110 nucleotides. RefSeq lists its product as uncharacterized. Bases 1 to 1110 code for a protein of 369 amino acids. The transcript has 2 exons. NCBI's taxonomy places the organism in Eukaryota, Oomycota, Peronosporomycetes, Peronosporales, Peronosporaceae. The record is from RefSeq and is a predicted model, not a curated record.
AUGCCGGCUGAGGAAGGGCGGGAGAUGUCGGUCGCGUUCUUUGGCGGCACGAAGAGCGAGAAACAGCUCGACGAGAAUGAUGAGAUAGAAGGCUCUGAUCUACCCCCGUCAUUUGUCAUGCCAAUGCUGUCUCGGGGCGAUGAGGAAGAAGUCGCACCAGAGCAAAGCUUAGAACCUCGCGAAGAGACAGAGAAACAACCGGAAGACGCUUUGCAGCCCCAGGAAACGACGACUAUAGACGUGCAAGCAGUCCAGGCGAAUAGUAUUCAUCUAGAGACUACCACAGAUGCCGAGGGCUCGGGAACGUCGGCAGCAGACCGACACGGGUACCAGUGUCGCUUCAAGAACUGCCCCAAGUUUUCUCAGGGAGGCGGCCUCUGCAUCGCCCAUGGCGGAGGAUACCGCUGCCAGACACCAUUCUGUGCCUUCUUUAACUUACGCACGUGUCCAGACCACGGAGGAUCUAAACGUUGCGGAGUUACAGGCUGCACUCGAGUGGCCCAGGGCACGUCAGCACUGUGCUGUGCUCAUGGAGGAGGCAGGAAAUGUUCUGUUAAGAAAUGCGACAAAUAUGACGCUGGACAAGGGCUCUGUUUGGCUCAUGGAGGAGGUAGAGACUGUACGACGAACGGUUGCACCAAGAAGGCCAUCCGCUACGGUCUGUGCAGUGGACACGGUGGACGAGCGCGCUGCAAGGUUGAAGGAUGCGAGAAGUAUGAUCGAGGCCAGGGGAAGUGCAAGGCCCACGGCGGUGGCUACAUGUGCAAAAUGCAGGGAUGUAAGAAGAAGGACAAGGGCGGCGGUCUCUGUGUUGCCCAUGGUGGAGGCAAGAAGUGCUACGUUGAGGGGUGUACGACACCUUGUGUUGGUGGAGGCCGCUGUAAGCUGCAUGGCGGCGGUAGACGAUGCCAAGCUGAAGGCUGCCGCAGUUGGGCACUUAAUGGUGGUCGGUGUAAACAACACGGUGGCACCGGCAAGCGCUGCACGCGUCGUGGGUGCGACAAACACGACCAAGGAGGUGGAUACUGCCUUGCCCACGGUGGUGGCUUCACAUGUACCUUCCCAGACUGCUCCAAGAAACAGCUUUCCGGAGUGCACGCGCAAAAAUAA